Molecule: messenger RNA, 183 nt
Organism: Penicillium macrosclerotiorum
Lineage: Eukaryota; Fungi; Ascomycota; Eurotiomycetes; Eurotiales; Aspergillaceae
Product: putative MFS multidrug transporter
Exons: 1
Coding region: 1-183 (60 amino acids)
Biological process (GO): transmembrane transport
Molecular function (GO): transmembrane transporter activity
Source: RefSeq, a predicted model, not a curated record
AUGCCCGGUGGAGUGAUUAGUGAUAUGUUCGAGGCCCAUCAUCGCGGCCUGGCCCUCAGUCUCUUUGCAGCCGCUUCAUUCAUGGGACCUGUGGUUGGGCCGAUUAUUGGUGGCUUUGUGGGGAUGACAGUUGGCUGGAGAUGGAUCGAAGGAGUACUCGCUAUCUUCGCCGGAGUGAUGUGA